UAAUAUCAAAAGAGAAUGUGGAGCAGGCUGAUAUUAGGACUAAUAGCGGGAACACUCGUCCUUGUGGCGCACAUCCAGGGACAAAGGACAAAGCACGUUGUUUGCUACCAGGGUACUUGGUCCGUUUAUCGUCCUGGAUCAGGUAAAUUCGGCGUGGAGGACAUUGAUCCUUUUCUUUGCACGCACCUGGUCUAUGCCUUCUUGGGUAUUCAUGAGAAUGGGUCACUCCGAGUUAUUGAUCCCUAUUUGGACUUGGAGGACAAUGGCGGACGGGGGAACUUGCAAAAAUUUAACGCCCUUAAAUUGAAGAAUCCCACAUUAAAGACUCUAGUGGCAGUGGGCGGUUGGAACGAGGGAUCGAAAAAGUUCUCUUUGCUGGCCAGCGACCCGGAGAAGCGUUCGAGAUUUAUUGACGACGUGGUCAAGUUUUUGCAGCGUCAUGGAUUUGAUGGGCUAGACUUGGACUGGGAGUAUCCGGGACAGCGACACAGCUUGGAAAAUCUAAAUGACCGUCAGAAUUUUGUGACGCUAUUAAAAGAGCUGAAGGAGGGACUUCAACCAUUUAGCUAUCUGCUCUCAGCUGCGGUAGGCUCUGCUCAGUUUUCAGCAGAAAUCUCCUACAACAUACCGGAGGUGGUACCCUAUUUAGAUCUGAUUAACAUUAUGGCUUACGACUUGCAUGGCCCUUGGGAUGCUGUCCUUGGGAUUAAUGCUCCGCUUUCUCCCAAAUCUAACGACAGCUUGCCACGGGAGCAGGAGCUCAAUGUAGAUGCCAUUGUGAAGUACUGGCUGAAAGCCGGUGCUCCGCCUGAGAAACUCAUACUUGGUGUACCCUUUUACGGCCGCACUUUCACCCUACUCUCACCGGAGCAGCAUGAACCGGGCUCUCCCCACAUAGGGCGUGGCAUUGCAGGUCCUUAUUCCAGGGAACCAGGGGUCCUUGGCUAUAAUGAACUUUGCGAACAGUUGAGCGAGUGGAAUCAACAGUGGCAGGCGGACCAACAAGUGCCCUACGCAUACAAAGGGCGUCAAUGGGUGGGCUAUGAGAACCGUCGUAGUCUUUCACUUAAAGCGGAAUAUGCAAAGAAUCAGCAACUUGGCGGGAUUAUGAUCUGGUCAUUGGAAUCGGAUGAUUUCCAAGGAAAAUGUGGCGAAGGACGAAAUCCACUACUUCGUGCAAUCAAUCAGGUUCUCUUUGGCCAGAAUACGCCAACGGGACUGCACGAAGAAGAAGACGACGCCACAGUCACCGCACAUAGCUUCGAGUGUCCCGAUCAUACUUCGAUGGGUUAUAUGCGCGAUCCACUUAAUUGUUCCCGCUUCUACUAUUGUAAUGCUGGCAUCAGCUUCAGUUUCGAUUGUCCUGAAGGACUCCAUUUUGAUUCUAUCACUAGCAACUGUAACUAUGCCGAAACAGUUAACUGCUAAGCAGCUUAUGAAGGGAGAAUCACUACUUCUGAAAGGAAUGUAUCUAUAAGAACUUUACUCUUGAAUAUUAUAAUAUUUAUCUUAAUUUCAACAUUGUUUUGAAUAGAGAAUUCAUUCUUGAAUGUAUUUUAAGAAAUGAGUGAAAGUACUUAACCCAUAGAGAAUAGAUAUUCCAAUUUCAAAUAUAUUUUCCCUUUUUGGCUGUAGUGUACCCUAA
This is a messenger RNA of Drosophila willistoni, 1645 nucleotides long. RefSeq names its product chitinase-3-like protein 1. The transcript has 3 exons. The record is from RefSeq and is a predicted model, not a curated record. Gene Ontology annotation, cellular component: extracellular region. NCBI's taxonomy places the organism in Eukaryota, Metazoa, Arthropoda, Insecta, Diptera, Drosophilidae. Gene Ontology annotation, molecular function: chitin binding; chitinase activity. Bases 16 to 1428 code for a protein of 470 amino acids. Gene Ontology annotation, biological process: chitin catabolic process; carbohydrate metabolic process.